Molecule: messenger RNA, 1269 nt
Organism: Herpailurus yagouaroundi (jaguarundi)
Lineage: Eukaryota; Metazoa; Chordata; Mammalia; Carnivora; Felidae
Gene: TM2D2
Product: TM2 domain containing 2
Exons: 4
Coding region: 115-759 (214 amino acids)
Source: RefSeq, a predicted model, not a curated record
GGCGAGGAGUGGGGCUACGCGCGGAGAGGCCUGACCUGGCAGGACUACCUUGGGUCGGCUGUGCCGGCCUAGCUUUGCUGUUGAGGUCGGGUCUCUUCCACUGGGCCCAGGAAGAUGGUGCUGGGUGGUUGCCCGGUGAGUUACUUACUUCUGUGCGGCCAGGCGGCUUUGCUGCUGGGGAAUCUACUUCUGCUUCACUGUGUCUCUCGGAGCCACUCACACAACGCUACCGCCGAGCCCGAGCUCACAUCCGCUGGCGCCGCCCACCCAGAGGGCUCCGCCGGCGCUCCGAGCUGGGAAUAUGGCGACCCCCAGUCUCCAGUCAUCCUUUGCUCUUACCUACCUGAUGAAUUUAUAGAAUGUGACGACCCAGUGGAUCAUGUUGGAAAUGCAACUGCAUCCCAGGAACUCGGUUAUGGUUGUCUCAAGUUUGGUGGUCAGGCCUACAGUGACGUGGAACACACUUCAGUCCAGUGCCGGGCCCUAGAUGGGAUCGAAUGUGCCAGUCCUAGGACUUUCCUACGAGAGAAUAAACCUUGUAUAAAAUAUACUGGACACUACUUCAUAACCACUUUACUGUACUCUUUCUUCCUGGGAUGUUUUGGAGUGGAUCGUUUCUGUCUGGGACACACUGGCACAGCAGUAGGGAAGCUGUUGACACUUGGGGGACUUGGGAUUUGGUGGUUUGUUGACCUUAUUUUGCUUAUUACUGGAGGGCUAAUGCCAAGUGAUGGCAGCAAUUGGUGCACUGUUUACUAAAAAGAGCAACUGUCAUGGCCCAGAGAGGCACGUCUUCUGAAUUCAUCUCUACAGGCUCAAAACUCUUCCUUGAUGCCAGACCUGACCAUUACUUUCCCUCUUUGGAGGGAAUGGGUUUGGUUAGGAAGGUUUCUCUGGACUCCGGGUUUUCAACCCAAAUUUUACCUUGCAGACUAGAAAUGACAAACCAACAGUGUUUGGGAAUCAAGUGUGUACCUUUCCUCAUGUACAAAAUAUAAAGGAUAGUGACUAACUUAUAAGCUGCAGAGGGGUUUGCGUGCUCUUUAUUUCUGUACAUUGCUGUAUCUUUAAUACUUUGGAGCAAGUGGACCCAACAAGAUGAGCAAGUGAACCUUGUGCCUUUUGUGACCCUAAAUCUUCAUGCAGAAGAGAUCUGAAGCUGAACCAGUGAAAAUCUUCAGCAGAAGUAAAAUGGCCAUGGAUUUUAAUACACACUGAAAUUCUGACUUUCUGAUUUUAAAUUGCAGAAUAAAUUUUGCCAACCUGGAA